Molecule: messenger RNA, 924 nt
Organism: Cadophora gregata
Lineage: Eukaryota; Fungi; Ascomycota; Leotiomycetes; Helotiales; Ploettnerulaceae
Gene: ADE1
Product: Bifunctional purine biosynthetic protein ade1
Exons: 2
Coding region: 1-924 (307 amino acids)
Biological process (GO): 'de novo' IMP biosynthetic process
Cellular component (GO): cytoplasm
Molecular function (GO): phosphoribosylaminoimidazolesuccinocarboxamide synthase activity
Source: RefSeq, a predicted model, not a curated record
AUGGCCGAAGCCCCUGUUCUCACGUCCACUACCCUCACGGCUCUCCCAAAGAUUGCAGAGGGUAAGGUUCGAGACUUAUUCGAGGUUGACUCGAAGACUCUCUUGUUUGUCGCGUCCGAUCGUAUCUCUGCUUACGAUGUCAUCAUGCAGAAUGGCGUUCCGUCUAAAGGACCUCUCCUCAACCUCCUCUCUACCCAUUGGUUCCAUAUCUUAUCUACCAUCAUACCUGGUCUGCGAACUCACUUCAUAACCCUCGACCUCCCAACCUCUGUACCCGAAGCUCAACGCGCUCUCUUGAAAAACCGCUCAAUGCAAGUGCGUCGUCUUAAGAUCUUCCCUAUCGAAGCAAUUGUUCGGGGCUACAUCACUGGCAGUGCCUGGAAAGAAUAUCAGCGUACUGGUACUGUACACACAAUACCAAUUGCUGCCGGUCUGAAGAAUGCAGAGGCGUUCCCGCAAGGUGCCAUUUACACCCCGAGUACAAAGGCCGAAGCAGGACAAAAUGACGAGAACAUUUCCCCAGCCCAAGCUGCCGAAAUAGUUGGAGAGAAAUACGCAAAGAGAAUCGAGGAGCUUGCUCUUAAGCUUUACACAGCCGCUCGAGAUUAUGCUAUCUCACGGGGAAUUAUUAUUGCAGACACCAAAUUCGAGUUUGGUCUCGAUGAGGAGACGGAUGAGAUUGUUCUUGUCGACGAGGUAUUGACCCCAGACUCCAGUCGUUUCUGGCCUGCAGAUAAGUACGAAAUUGGCCGCGAGCAAGACAGUUACGACAAGCAGUACCUUCGCGACUGGCUUACCAGCAAUGGAUUGAAGGGAAAACAAGAUGUUGCUAUGCCCGAGGAUGUGGUUGCUAAGACUGCCGAGAAGUAUCGCGAGGCUUUUGAGAAAUUGACCGGUAAGAAGUGGCUAGAUGCUAUCAGUUAG